CACUGGUGUUUGUUUACAUUGCAAUUGUUAUAUUUUUAUUAGAUUUCAAACAUGGUUUGCGCUUUGGGCAUUGAAGGCAGUGCCAAUAAAAUAGGCAUUGGUAUAAUCAAAGAUGGUGAAGUGCUGGCCAAUGUGCGGAGAACUUAUAUAACGCCACCGGGAGAAGGUUUCCUGCCCAAGGAGACGGCCAAACAUCACAGAGAAGCCAUUCUGGGCUUGGUCAAGGCCAGCUUAAAGGAGGCACAGCUAGAACCCUCCAACUUGGAUGUCAUUUGCUACACAAAAGGACCAGGAAUGGCUCCUCCGCUGCUGGUGGGCGCAAUCGUGGCCCGCACGUUGUCCCUUUUGUGGGACAUUCCUCUGCUGGGCGUGAACCACUGCAUCGGACACAUCGAGAUGGGUCGCCUGAUCACCGGGGCCCAGAAUCCCAUAGUGCUCUAUGUGAGCGGUGGAAAUACCCAGGUGAUUGCCUACUCCAAUAAGCGAUAUCGCAUCUUUGGCGAAACCAUCGACAUCGCGGUGGGCAAUUGCCUGGAUCGAUUCGCCCGCAUCAUCAAACUGUCCAACGAUCCCAGUCCGGGCUACAACAUCGAGCAGCUGGCCAAGCUUAGCAAUCGGUAUAUUAAACUGCCCUAUGUGGUCAAAGGCAUGGAUGUGAGCUUCUCGGGGAUUCUGUCCUAUAUUGAGGAUCUGGCUGAACCUGGCAAAAGGCAGAACAAGAGGAAGAAGCCGCAAGAGGCGGAGGUCACUGACUACAGCCAAGCGGAUCUUUGCUAUUCGCUGCAGGAGACCAUCUUUGCCAUGCUAGUGGAGAUCACAGAGCGCGCCAUGGCCCACUGUGGCUCCAAUGAGGUCCUCAUAGUAGGAGGCGUGGGCUGCAAUGAGCGACUCCAGGAGAUGAUGCGUAUUAUGUGCGAGGAGCGCAAUGGAAAACUCUUCGCCACGGAUGAACGUUACUGCAUAGACAACGGCUUGAUGAUAGCCCAUGCCGGGGCGGAGAUGUUUCGCUCGGGCACCAGGAUGCCCCUGGAGGAAGCCUUUGUGACCCAGCGUUUCCGCACGGACGAAGUGCUAGUCAGCUGGCGCGAGGACUAAUCACAAAAGAACUAUUCAGUGUGCUUUGUUUGUUUAUUAAAUAACUAAUUUCCAUAA
Molecule: messenger RNA, 1152 nt
Organism: Drosophila elegans
Lineage: Eukaryota; Metazoa; Arthropoda; Insecta; Diptera; Drosophilidae
Gene: Tcs3
Product: probable tRNA N6-adenosine threonylcarbamoyltransferase
Exons: 3
Coding region: 52-1095 (347 amino acids)
Biological process (GO): tRNA threonylcarbamoyladenosine modification
Cellular component (GO): EKC/KEOPS complex; cytoplasm
Source: RefSeq, a predicted model, not a curated record